GUUCGAUAGCAAAAAUUUCCAGGAGUUCUUCCUCGGGAAGUCAGCUCGUCGAUCAUCGUACGAUGAAUAUUACGCGAAGCUGGGCGAAAUAAUUCAUGGUGGUUGCACGGGGGAGCGUAUCGCGCGGCCCAUCAGCGGUGAAAUUUGCAUCGGGCCUUCGAGGAUGAUGUGGACGUCUGGAUGGUCAUUGGCAGACCAAACGUGAUGAACUUACUAAUUUCCGUCUACCAAGAAUCGGCCAUUCAUACAAUAUUCAAGAUCCUUAGGCACAGGUCGCUAUAUAACACCCUUCCGCGGAUCGAAUCAUCAGUCUUUACAGGAUCCUCGAAGACACAACUUUUAUCCAUUGUUCUUGCCGAUUCGACGAAACGCUUACAACAAAAUUUCGAUCAUGAUUCGACAAGCGUAUCUAAUCGUGCUGUUGAUCGGUGUAUGCACCGUCGUUUGGACUUUUCCGCAACAACCAAAGAUCAGUAGACGCCCCGCUCCGGAGUUCAAGAACAAGACUGGCGGCCUGGAACUUCCGGACAACGCGACGGUGAUUCGAGAGAACAUCGUAGACAAUUUUUCCUGCAAAGACAGGAUCUACGGUUACUACGCCGACAUGGACAACGACUGCCAAGUUUUCCACGUUUGCUUGCCGCAAACUAGGGGCGCGACUAGGUGGAGCUUUAUCUGUCCAGCGGAGACCGUGUUCAAUCAGGCUACGUUCGUUUGCACGAAAACGGAGAAUUCCAUACCGUGCGAGGAAUCCGAGAAGUUUUACGAGUUGAACGAAGCGAUCGGUAAGGAAGUGGAAGAGGAGGAGAGCGACAUGGAACAACCGCCGAAGGAAUCGGAUACCGUGGAAACGAUCUCGAGCAAACCACCGGUUAGGACUUCGAGGAUUUUCAGACGGAAGAAGACGUCGCGACAAGAGUGAUUCUUCCUAUGCGAUAAC
This is a messenger RNA of Megachile rotundata (alfalfa leafcutting bee), 940 nucleotides long. RefSeq lists its product as uncharacterized. The record is from RefSeq and is a predicted model, not a curated record. NCBI's taxonomy places the organism in Eukaryota, Metazoa, Arthropoda, Insecta, Hymenoptera, Megachilidae. Gene Ontology annotation, cellular component: extracellular region. Gene Ontology annotation, molecular function: chitin binding.